AUGAUCCCGAAAUUUGUCUACGACCCUCCGCCAUGCCUGUCACGCCAGUCCAGACAACACGGCCUUGCUCAAAAAGGCACAAGAUCAGCAAAGGCCACCAGCGAUUGGAUCCGCAUGCCGACAAGACAGACUCUUGUGCCACCAUCCGAAGGCAUCUCCUCCAUCCAGGACGAACCAGACAUAGACAGUCCACCACCCUGA
Molecule: messenger RNA, 201 nt
Organism: Protopolystoma xenopodis
Lineage: Eukaryota; Metazoa; Platyhelminthes; Monogenea; Polystomatidea; Polystomatidae
Source: the annotation of a GenBank genome assembly